Molecule: messenger RNA, 890 nt
Organism: Boleophthalmus pectinirostris (great blue-spotted mudskipper)
Lineage: Eukaryota; Metazoa; Chordata; Actinopteri; Gobiiformes; Gobiidae
Product: von Willebrand factor A domain-containing protein 5A-like
Exons: 3
Coding region: 250-657 (135 amino acids)
Source: RefSeq, a predicted model, not a curated record
AAACCUCUUCUCCAUUCUGCUGUUGUCUCAUAAAUACUUGAAAUAUGAAUAAAAUAAUGAUCAACCAAUAAAAACUUUAGUCAGCUAAAAAAAAUCAAAGUCAAUUGAUUAAGCGACUACAGGACUACAGUCUCUAUAAGUCCAAAUUUGUUUCUGGGUUUGGUUUAGUCUCAUGUGGUUUGUGUGCAGAUGUGAACGCAGCAGAAGUAUCUAAAUUGUGCUCUUUUGUGUUUUCUAGUGGCUUUAAAUAUGUGUGAAGAAAUGGAUUUUUGUGACGUGUUGGGUCAAGAUGAUCAAGGGUUUGACGUGCCUCCCUCACCCAAAGUGCAGCGGGACCCUCUGCUGCAGGUGGUGUCCCUGCAGAAGGCUUCAGGCUGCUGGGAGUUAGAACCAGCUCUGGCCCAAGCCCUGAGCAAGACCAGCCAAGACCUGGAGAGCAAACUGCCUGCAAUGGCAAAGAAAGAAGUGUGGGCCACCAUUUUGGCUCUGGUCUGGCUUCAUGGUCUGAAAGCUGAUGCUAAGGACGAGUGGGAGCUGUUGGUCAUGAAGGCUGUGAUGUGGCUGCGCUCACAGAACGCUCAAGGCCUGACUGAGUGUGUGGAAGCUGCCAAUGCUCUGCUGGGGUGCACUGUUCAGAAAGAUGCACUGGGACUCUAGAUCUUUUUUUUUUUUUUUUUUUUUUUCAAUUAAACAGCUUAUUUAAAGGAACAUGCAAAAUGGAGGUGUUCUGCAAAUGUGGCUUACAUACAGUACAAUGUGUCAUUACAUCGUUCCUAACAUGUUAGUUUGAUUCAAGUGUAAGCCAUUCCUGUUGUGAUAGGGUUAUUUUUCUUUGCACAAGUUACUUGUGUAUACACUCCAAUAAAUGAAUUAAUAAAUGUCUUUAAAAU